Messenger RNA from Acanthoscelides obtectus, 1153 nucleotides. The record is from the annotation of a GenBank genome assembly. Lineage: Eukaryota; Metazoa; Arthropoda; Insecta; Coleoptera; Chrysomelidae.
GUUCUAUAAUGUCACAAUUUAUAUGCUUGGUUUUUUGAAUUCAAAUACUUAGCAAAUGAGAAAUCGGAAAGAUGUUUUUGAUAAUUAAGCUCAUACUUCUAUUGUCGUUAGGUUUGUGUUACUAUUGUACCAUUGAUACAAACGCUUCAGAGCUUCAAUACUUAGCGGAUCAUUUAACAGAAGAGGAAUGUAGGAGAUUAGUUGCAGCGGCUCAUUUCAAAACCUACGAAGUGCCUAAUUCCUUGGAUCAAGCAGGUAAAGUGUGGAAUAAAUUGUAGUUUCCAGAGCAUUUUCCUUUUUCAAAAUUAAAUAAUAUUUUUCGGCACCAAGAAAGAAAGAUCCCAAAAGACGUACCCUGCAUUGAUUUACUUCACCACUGGAAUUCUCAAAAAGAUGAAGGAAAAGGUGAAACGCACGAAGCUUUGGAACAUCGAUUAAGACAAAUGGGAAAGACGGAACUUGCAGACUGGCUGGGGAAAACUGUUUUUCGCGAGUUAGCUGUCGAUUUGAACAGAAGUUUUGAGGACGAUUUCACAGAAACUGUCACAAACAUCUUCCUAAACAGUACAACAUAUUUUCAUCCAGAUAUGGGAACCCUUCAAGCAGUUGUUAAAGGACAAGCGCCGUCAUGGACUCAUAUGGAUACAAUUAUGAUUUUGGCAAUAGGGGGACUCGUUUUAUUUUUUACUGGAGUGUGCUGUAAGCUGUGCUGCACAAUAAUAAUCAGGAGAAGGAAGCGUGCCAAGAAAGCCCGAGAAGAAAGGUACCCUAUAAGGAACCAUCUGGAAAACUCUCACAAAACUUGAGAUUCGCUUCCAGUCAAGACCCCAAUAUGAAUUUUGUACAAACCCCAUUUAUAGUUGAAUGCUAAGAAAAAGCAAGAUGGUGUAGAAAGGGCCAGGUAACAAAUUUUAUACCAAAAUCAAAUCUAACAUUUCAUCUCUGAACUAAUGAAUCAUUUCAUAAUCUAAAUCAAAUAACAUCACCUUUUAGGAAGAAAGAUGAAGAAAUCCUGAUAUACAGUGUUUUAGAAACCACAUCUGGAUCAGAGUCUGAGGAUCGCUUUGACAUUAGGAACAUUUCUGAGAAAGAGUAUUGACAAAGUUAUAUGAACAUUUUAUUUAUUAGGUUAAAUUACAUAAAGUACAACACA